Molecule: messenger RNA, 542 nt
Organism: Calypte anna (Anna's hummingbird)
Lineage: Eukaryota; Metazoa; Chordata; Aves; Apodiformes; Trochilidae
Product: cytochrome b-c1 complex subunit 6, mitochondrial
Exons: 4
Coding region: 61-315 (84 amino acids)
Biological process (GO): mitochondrial electron transport, ubiquinol to cytochrome c
Source: RefSeq, a predicted model, not a curated record
GGCAGUGCCGCUUCCGCCGGGUGACCCUGGCGAGUCCUUCUGGGCGGCGGGAGCGGAGCCAUGGGGCUGCGUGACACCGUUGUUCACGCUGGGGAGCCCGAGGAGGAGGAGGAGCUGGUGGAUCCUCUGACCACCAUCCGGGAGCACUGCGAGCAGACGGAGAAAUGUGUCAAGGCACGGGAGCGGCUGGAGCAGUGCGAUGCACGGGUGUCCUCCAGGUCCCAUACAGAAGAGCAGUGCACAGAGGAGCUUUUUGACUUCCUGCAUGCCAGGGACCACUGUGUUGCUCACAAACUGUUUAAGAGCUUGAAGUGAAGGUGGACAUCACUGUCCAUCAGCUUCCAUGGCUCGUGUCGGCGGUUCCUGGAUUCACAGCACUGCUUUCGUCCUCCAUGUCAAGUAUUAAUGAAAUGGCUUCCUGGCAGUGGCUGAGCAUCAGUGUGUCACAGCAUCUGUCCUCGUGGAAGAUGUGCAGCGGUGCAAAAGACAUAUUGAUGUUCUGUGAUUUUCCAUAUUAAACAUUGAGAGUUCUCAUGGAAACA